CACCACACAGCCCGAGCUCUUCUAGUCCGUCUAGUUUUCCACGUGCCAACAUGCAGACCGAGGAACAUGGCUCUCGGCAAGUUACUGAUUUGGUGAAAUCACCCGGGAAAUUCCGGGUACUUGUUGCUGUGACCGGAAGCGUCGCAUCAUUGAAGCUGCCUCUGUUGGUCUCCCAGCUUCUCCAGCUCUCUGGGGUGGAAGUAAGAGUCGUCACUACGGAGCAUGCCAAGCACUUCUUCAACCCUGCAGACAUUUCUGUAAAAAUCUACAGUGACCAGGAGGAGUGGGAGCUGUGGGCACAGAGAUCUGACCCUGUGCUCCACAUUGAGCUCAGGCGCUGGGCAGACCUUCUUCUCAUUGCUCCCCUGGAUGCCAACACUCUCGGAAAGAUCGCUAAUGGCAUUUGUGACAAUCUGCUGACGUGUGUGGUGAGAGCCUGGGAUACCAAUCGCCCUCUCCUCUUCUGCACUGCGAUGAAUACAGCUAUGUGGCAGCAUCCCAUUACAGCCCAGCAGGUUUCCAGGCUGAAAGAGUUUGGAUAUGUGGAAAUCCCCUGCAUAUUUAAGAAGUUAGCGUGUGGGGAUGAAGGUAAAGGCGGCAUGGCAGAGGUGUCGACUAUUGUCGAUGUUGUGAAGCAGUAUCUUCAGAGAACAGAUGAGUCAUCUGAGAACGCUUGAACGCCACGUCAUGUUGCAGUAACGUGUCAACAAAAACCAAUUCAAAGUCACCACGAUGACCUGUCUUCAAAACCCCACUUUAUCUCAAGACUUGUCCUCUUGCGAUGGCGUGAGCCGACGGCCAUUCAUUUGCAUAUCUUUGACUCUUUCGUUGUUCCCCUUUUCGACAGAGACAUGUCUAUCCCUAAUUUACACUAAACUGUGUGAUGUUCCAUUUCUGUAUACAAAGUAGAAUUUCAUUGAUGACUUAAUGAAGCUGACACACAUGAGCUGAGAAAUGCAGUUUUGGCCUUUACAGUGUGUUUACAGUCUAAAUGUCUGUCUGCCACACACAUCUGUCUUGUCACUCCAACUCCAAGAAUGUUCACUAUGCAUGUCAUCCUUGUUUCACCUUGAAAGAAGUUGGUUUGGAACCAGUGCCUUGGAAGUGUGUGGAGUAAUGUGCUCCUUGGAAGAAGCUUGAUCAAUACAGAAAUAAUCAAUGCAGUUAUGGUCACUGUGGUUAUAGCUUUCACAUUGGAAUUGUGUCUUUUAUAACAGAAGGAUGAAUAUAAAUGUUGUCAUUAUUUAAAGUAAAGUACAAAACAUUGGAUUAAAAAUACUGUUUACAAAGUU
This is a messenger RNA of Platichthys flesus (European flounder), 1292 nucleotides long. RefSeq names its product phosphopantothenoylcysteine decarboxylase (gene ppcdc). The coding region runs from base 51 to 677 and encodes 208 amino acids. Lineage: Eukaryota; Metazoa; Chordata; Actinopteri; Pleuronectiformes; Pleuronectidae. The transcript is spliced from 5 exons. Gene Ontology annotation, biological process: coenzyme A biosynthetic process. Gene Ontology annotation, cellular component: phosphopantothenoylcysteine decarboxylase complex. The record is from RefSeq and is a predicted model, not a curated record. Gene Ontology annotation, molecular function: phosphopantothenoylcysteine decarboxylase activity; FMN binding.